Messenger RNA from Aureobasidium musti, 180 nucleotides. Lineage: Eukaryota; Fungi; Ascomycota; Dothideomycetes; Dothideales; Saccotheciaceae. The record is from the annotation of a GenBank genome assembly.
AUGGGCCAGAAGCGACCAAGAUCAGACACAAUGGAGGCCACCGAAGAGAAGCAAUCGCCUUUCCUGCCCAUGUUCGAGACCUUCCGUGCCGAAUUGGACGAACAUCACGACCGCCGAGAACGCACCAUUAAAGCAUCGCGAGAUAUAACCGCUGCAUCAAAGAAGAUGUCCGUCCCUUGA